AUGUCGGCCGCCGCGACAGCCCCAUUUACAGCGGACCAGCUCAAUCGGUACCGUCUCACGCAUCCGGACAAGGAGCUGCGCUGGGUCAUCCGUCGCCUGAACCGCCUGCCCUACAUUGACACUGUUGAGGCCAUCACCGCUGUCGCUGCCGAUGGCCAGGCGCCCGAUGCCGCCGCCCUCGCGAGCGCGGCCGCCGACCGCGCGGCCGAGACAGAGCUGGCGCGCCUCGAUCUCGACAAGUGGCGUCUGGGCGUGGACCGCACGCUGGCCAGUGUGCGCAAUUUCCAGCGUCAGAGAGAGUCGUAUUUGCGUAAAGUGGGCGAGGCCGAGGCGCGUACCGAGGUAUUGAAGCAGACGCUGGUGGAUGAGAAGGCGCUGCUUGCCGCUCGCCUGCAGGAGCGUGAUCAUCGUGUCAAGUGUGACGAGGUGGCCAAGAAGAUUGUGGCGAGGGGCAAGACGCGCCGCGAGUUGGAAGAACAAAUAGACUCGCUCAAGCGCGCAAUCACCGACCACCGCACGUCCUACGACGAGAUGGUCUCCAUUGCCAACGCGCGUUCCGAGGCCUUUGCCCGUAUCACUGCAUUGGUGGACGAGUGUCGUGCACUGAAGCUGCCUGCCGCGAGCGGCGCGGAAGCCGAGCCCGUCGAGGAGGCCGCGCCCGUAGCCUCUGCCUCCUCAUCAGCGGUCGCGACCCGCCUGUCAGCCGCUACUCUCCCUUUCCAGCCCUCGGCUCCGGGCGGGUCCUCAUCUAUCCAGGCCAGCACCAACGCGUCUCUGCGCGCCCCUUCCCAGUCGGCCCCCAACUCGCGCUCGGGCACUCCGGCACCAGGCCAAGGCCACCACCUGCCGUCCCGUCCGCAACGGACAGCGAGCGCCGCAGGCAACAUGAGUGUUGGAGGACGGUACGGCCGUGGCAUCGCUGGCUCAACUGGGCUUCCAUCGCGCCCGAGUGCGCUGAGGAAUGUGCGUGGCGGUAGUGGGCUCGAGGACGGCGAGGUGGGGGAGUCGGAGGAUGGAGAGGUGAAGGAGGGCAGUGGCAAGAGGAAGGCGGGCGAGGUUGAGGGAAGGAGUACGCGGGCUAGGAUGUAG
Apiotrichum porosum is the source of this 1089-nucleotide messenger RNA. RefSeq lists its product as uncharacterized. Gene Ontology annotation, cellular component: THO complex part of transcription export complex. Gene Ontology annotation, biological process: mRNA processing. The transcript has 4 exons. Lineage: Eukaryota; Fungi; Basidiomycota; Tremellomycetes; Trichosporonales; Trichosporonaceae. The record is from RefSeq and is a predicted model, not a curated record. Bases 1 to 1089 code for a protein of 362 amino acids.